This is a messenger RNA of Parastagonospora nodorum SN15, 1135 nucleotides long. RefSeq lists its product as hypothetical. Gene Ontology annotation, cellular component: plasma membrane; endoplasmic reticulum. The transcript is spliced from 3 exons. Lineage: Eukaryota; Fungi; Ascomycota; Dothideomycetes; Pleosporales; Phaeosphaeriaceae. The coding region runs from base 34 to 942 and encodes 302 amino acids. Gene Ontology annotation, molecular function: monoatomic ion channel activity. The record is from RefSeq and is a predicted model, not a curated record. Gene Ontology annotation, biological process: monoatomic ion transport.
CUUUGAGCAAUCGUGCCUGAUACAAUCGCAAACAUGUCGUUGUUCAAGAGAGCUAACAACGCUAUCAACGUUAACACCAACACCGUCAACGGCCGUACCGCUGACAUCGCCAUCACCGACCAUGGCUCAGACUUGUAUUUUGCCAUUUGCGCGGCCAUGACCGUCUCUGGCUUCGUCUUUAUCGGUCUGGGCAUGCGCAAGCAGCGUCGCGACCGCAUCUUCCACUACCUCACAGCCGCUGUCGUCUUCGUUGCCGCCAUUGCCUACUUCACCAUGGGUUCCAACCUCGGUUUCACUCCCAUUGAAGUAGAGUUCAAGCGCAACAACCCAGUGGUUCGUGGAAACUACCGUUCUAUCUACUAUGUUCGCUACAUCGAUUGGGUCAUCACCACCCCUUUGCUCCUGACCGACCUCAUGCUCACCGCUGGAAUGCCAUGGCCUAGCAUCCUGUGGACCAUCAUUGUUGAUGAGAUCAUGAUCAUCACGGGUCUUGUCGGCGCACUCGUCACCUCCAAGUACAAGUGGGGAUACUUCGCUUUCGGCAACCUUGCCCUCGUCUACAUUAUCUACCAGCUAGUCUGGGAGUCUCGCACGCACGCCAGGCACUUCGGUCGCGAUGUCGAGCGUACAUUCCUCAUGUGUGGAUCCUUGACUGCAUUCUUGUGGAUCUUGUACCCCGUUGCCUGGGGUGUUGCCGAGGGUGGCAACGUCAUCUCGCCAGACUCUGAGGCCAUUUUCUACAGCAUCCUCGACUUUUUGGCCAAGCCUGUCUUCGGUGCUCUUCUUAUCUGGGGACACAGGAACAUCGACCCUGCUCGUCUUGGUCUUGCCAUCAAGGACUACGACCAUGACACUUCUGUCUCUGAGAAGCGCAAGCCCGAUGUUGCUCCCGGCACCACCGCUGCUCACAACCCCCCUCUCGAUGGCCCCGCCAACGUUUAAGCCAUUUUCUGACUGAAAAGCUGCACGCCUGCGUCACGCUGUCGUGUUGGAUACCCCAGGCCACAUGGUCCCGAUUACUGGAAUGUUUCGUAGAGCUUGGUCUCUUCCACAUUCUCUCCACCUAAUACCCCAGCGAAUACCACUUUAGUUUCUACCGUAACCUAAUAAUGACAUCACGUUCACUAUACACCAA